Messenger RNA from Anoplophora glabripennis (Asian longhorned beetle), 764 nucleotides. It is a transcript of the gene fabp, whose product is annotated as fatty acid-binding protein, muscle. Bases 173 to 580 code for a protein of 135 amino acids. Gene Ontology annotation, cellular component: cytosol; nucleus. The transcript is spliced from 4 exons. Lineage: Eukaryota; Metazoa; Arthropoda; Insecta; Coleoptera; Cerambycidae. Gene Ontology annotation, molecular function: fatty acid binding. Gene Ontology annotation, biological process: fatty acid transport. The record is from RefSeq and is a predicted model, not a curated record.
ACCGACUAUAGUUCGCUUGUUUUGGACUAAUUCUCAAUUGUUUGCCAGCCCCCGGACUACCGCUAACUCGUGGAGAGCAGAUCAGUCACUUGUUACCUAUACACAGAUUCGAGAGUGCCGUGAUAUCAGGCCGCUAGAUUUGCUCCGCUUUACCGACUGAAACCUGAUCAAAAUGGUUGACUCUUUUUUGGGAAAGAAAUACAAGCUCGGCUCUAGCGAAAACUUCGAUGAGUUCAUGAAAUCGUUGGGUGUAAGCCUAGUGACGCGCAAACUAGGCAACGCAGUGUCCCCAGUGGUGGACCUGCAGAAGGAAGGGGACGAGUACGUUUUGUCCUCGAUUUCCACCUUCAAGAACGUCAUCCUGCGCUUCAAACCCGGCGUGGAAUUCGAGCAGGAGACGCCAGAUGGCAGGAAAGUCUUGGCUACCUUCACGGUAAACGGUAACACCCUGCACGAGGUGCAGAAGAACCCCGACGGGAGGGAGACGGUCAUCGAUAGGACCUUCAGCAACGAUGAGAUCAAGAUGGUAAUGAACGUUGGCGAUAUCACCGCAACAAGAAUCUACAAAUUACAAGGCUGAUAAAUCUAGCUUUAGAUCAUUUUAUACGUUUUUUGUACUGAUAAGGUGAUAAUCAGUAGUUAUCGAAGCCAAAAAGUUACGUUACAUUUCUCUUUAUAUUGAUUCAAUCAUUUGUUAAGUUAGUUAAGAAUGCAUUUUGUAUUACUGCAAUUAUUCCAUUGAAAUAAAAAUUGUUUUUUCCCAA